Messenger RNA from Sander lucioperca (pikeperch), 3249 nucleotides. It is a transcript of the gene tulp3, whose product is annotated as tubby-related protein 3. Lineage: Eukaryota; Metazoa; Chordata; Actinopteri; Perciformes; Percidae. Bases 177 to 1661 code for a protein of 494 amino acids. The record is from RefSeq and is a predicted model, not a curated record. Gene Ontology annotation, biological process: protein localization to cilium. The transcript is spliced from 12 exons. Gene Ontology annotation, cellular component: cilium.
UGUAUUAAUUACAUUUUUUUCAACGCACAAGCACCUCAGAGUGAAGCAACUACAAAUACUGGAGCCUGCUUGCAGAGCUGACACAUGUGAGGAGUGACAGUUUUCCUAACAGCAUUACAAAUGGAAUGUUGAAAGGACUGACAAGAUGAGUGUAGGAUUGAAAGUGUGGGCCACUGAUGCAGUUUUCUGUUCCCUUGUUGCACUGUAGUCAUCAGUCAUCAUUGCUAAGACCUUCGAGCUCUGCCAGCUUCUCCUCUAACUCAACAGCAAGUGGCAUCGAAGAUGACAGUGCCAGUCUUAUGCAACAGAAGCUGGAAAAACAGAGGGCACUGCUGGAGCAGAAGCAGCGGAGGAAGCGCCAUGAGCCUCUGAUGGUCCAGCCCAACACCGAGACUCGGCCCCGGCGCUCCAGGACGCGACGUGGUGAGGAGCAGGCCCCUCUGGUAGAGUCUCAAGUCACUAUCACCAACGAUGUCAUCAUGGAUGGUAUCGAUGGCCCAGCAGCUUUUUUGGGCUCAGAAGCCCCUCAUCUGGGAAUGAAAAUCCUGUCUGUGAGCCAGUCUCAGUCCCAGUCUCAGUUCCAGUCACAGCCUCAGUCUCAGCACCAGUCCCUUGUUGCUGAGGAGCCUGAGAGAGAUGGAGACACUGAGACGCUGCUAGAGCCCAAGACAGAUAUCCAUGAACUACUGCAGAAACAAGGUCUGUCUGGCAGUAUGAACUUCGAUGAAGCCAGCGAGCAUGAGGACGACGUGGAGGAAGAACGGACACGUUCUCUGUCUCCUAACGCAGACACCACCAGACCUUCCUCUGCCGCCAGUGGCAAGGACAUUCCAGAGGUGGCACCCCCCGGAUCACCCACAGCAGAGGGCUCACUAAUUGAUGUGGCCAAUCUAGAGGAGUUUGUUUUGCGUCCGGCUCCACGUGGUGUCACUGUUAAAUGUCGAAUCACCCGGGACAAGAAGGGCAUGGACCGCGGCCUCUACCCCACCUACUUCAUGCAUAUGGAGAGGGAGGAUGGCAAGAGAGUGUUUUUGCUGGCAGGAAGGAAGAGAAAGAAGAGUAAGACGUCUAACUACCUUAUUUCAGUGGAUGCCACUGAUCUGUCGCGAGAGGGAGAUAGCUUCAUAGGUAAACUGAGGUCCAACCUCAUGGGCACCAAAUUCACAGUGUAUGACAACGGCACCAAUCCCUGCAAAAACCCCGGGACACUGCUGGAAGAGAGCAACACACGACAGGAAGUGGCUGCCAUCUGCUAUGAGACCAACGUGCUGGGAUUCAAAGGACCACGUAAGAUGACUGUAAUCAUCCCGGGCAUGAACAUGAACUUUGAAAGAGUCCCUGUAAGGCCUCAAAAUGAGCAGGAGAGCCUCCUGAGCAGGUGGCAGAAUCACUCACUGGACAACCUGAUUGAGUUGCACAAUAAGGCCCCCGUUUGGAACGAUGACACCCAGUCUUAUGUGCUAAACUUCCAUGGCCGCGUUACUCAAGCUUCAGUCAAAAACUUUCAAAUAGUUCACGAUAACGACCCUGACUACAUCGUCAUGCAGUUUGGCAGAGUGGCUGAAGACAUCUUCACUCUGGACUACAACUACCCCAUGUGUGCUCUGCAGGCUUUUGCCAUUGGCCUGUCGAGCUUUGACAGCAAGUUGGCCUGUGAAUGAACCAACAGUUUUACCACACCACCACCACCUUUUCUGUCCUCCUUCAAAUCUCGUUUUACGGGAUUGUUUGGAAGCCGACAGCUAAGCUGCUUACAUCACCAGGAACCAGUUCACGCAGAAGUCAAAUAUGAGACUGAAAAAGAGAGCAGGAGGGCACUGAUGGCAUAUGUUGGUGCUCUGUUGGCCGAUCCAACAACCCUCCUGGUUCCUGUGCAGAUUUUUUUUUUUUGUAACAUGUUAGCAGGAUUAUUUCAAUAUCGGUUUAACCAUUUUGUACAGUGUAUACGUACAAAUGUAUUCAAACUAAAAGGGAAAAGGCAAAGCAAAUCACACUACUCUCAUCUGUGCUGGAGACGGGUGCAAAAAGAACUGAUGUUAAAUUAAUGACUCAUUGUUUGAAGGACGGUGACAUGUUUAUUGAUGUUUUGUCUGUUGCUUUUGUUGCCUUUGAAUUUGAUUUCACUCAGUGUUUUUUGGCUCUAAGGAUGGCAAUGUCGGCUGAGGUGUUACUCUACAGAGCAUAAACCUUUUGAAUUACAUAACAUGGCCUUUCCUUUGGCGCCACCCUCAGGCCAAAAUGUAGAGUUUUUUAGCAAAGUUUUCUGUUUUUCAUCCGUGCAAGUCUUUUCUGGCAAGUAAGUCAGAAUUUUAAUCUUGUUUACAUCUUUUAGUUUGGCUACAUGGUUUAAUCUGCAAUCUACUUAUAACUAAUUUUGACGUUCUUUUAUUAUCAUUGUCAAACCUCAUUUUAUUCUUGUGUGGAAAGUGCAUUAUUCAGAACAGGCCCAUCUUAGUUUUUGUGUUUUUUUGUGAAUAAGUGUAAUUUUUAUCUUGUGACUGUGAUUUUUCUUUGUCAUAACAAGUUGGAUUAUCGUGAAAAAAACAUAAAUGCAGAAUUGCACAUUUAAAGAGAAAGGAUAGACAUACUGUAUAUAAAAUAUAAAGUAAUGCCUUCUUAUUGAUCUAUUCUGGCAGUCUUCUAACAUGAAAUACCAAAUUUAAUUUCAAGACAUGGAAUUUUCAUUGUUGCAGAUACAGAAGUCACAUUAGACUUUGUAUGAAGAGAAACAAGAAAUCUACUGUAUCUACGCCGAGUAUUCAAAAUAUCAGACAUUUUAUUAAGGUGAAAUAGAGUUGGAGGCAAUUUUGUACAGCCCACAUUUUCUGUCUCAAAGCUUCGACAUUAUAACUGCCAGUGUCUCUUCAUCUCCAUUUGAAUUGUAAGGGAAACUUAAGGGGAAUCAAUAAAGGAUAGUUUCCUUUAUGUCAUUAUCAAAAUGUCCCUAAUAUUUUGUUAAUUCACAAUCUCACUGUGAUGUGUCUGUAAGGCACAUGUGAAAACGAAAUAUUCAGGGUCAUGAAUGAUUUACACAGUUACUUUAAAUCAGUCUAAUCUUGAUCCUUUAGGAAAAAGUGUUGUGUUUUUCAGGGGUAGAUAUAAUUUGAAUUUCCUGCUCAGAAAUCCUCUGUAACACGCAAACACAAAUACAAAUAUCUGGUUGGUUUUUAAAGGAAAUUAAUGUUGUGUGUGCCAGCAAUUUAUGAAAAUCCUGUUUUGUCAUUUUUGUGCAAUGGAGUUUUGAAGAGU